This is a messenger RNA of Urocitellus parryii (Arctic ground squirrel), 1927 nucleotides long. Lineage: Eukaryota; Metazoa; Chordata; Mammalia; Rodentia; Sciuridae. The record is from RefSeq and is a predicted model, not a curated record.
CUGACCGCCUCAAAGCUAGAACUGGCCUAAAAGGAGAGAAGUUCUAUCAUUUGUGCAAGCUUUCUGAAGCAAACUGAGAUCACAGAAAGAGUCAUCUUAACCUUUGAAGACCAAGACUAAAGUGAAAUUUAAAAUGUUCUUCAGGGAAGAACGAAGCUUGACCUACACUUUGGUGAUAAUUUGUUUCCUGACUUUACGGCUGUCCGCCAGCCAGAAUUGCCUCACCAAAAGUCUAGAAGAUGUUGUCAUUGACAUUCAAUCAUCUCUUUCUAAGGGAAUCAGAGGCAAUGAGCCCACAUAUACAAUAACUCAGGAAGACUGCAUUAAUUCUUGCUGUUCAACAAAAAACAUAACAGAUUUUCCAUCUCUGACCAGAACUGAUUUGCCACACCAAAAGUUAGCACAAGAAGAUGAUCUCUUCCAUGGCCAGUCUUCACAAGCGGUCACUCCCACUCUCCCUCCUCUGACAGGUAAUUUGAAGCCUACUGAUCUCUUAUGGAGAGAUGCACUUUCUCAGAAGUCUGGAUCCCCCGGUCAAUUGCAGAAACUAUUCAAGACUGAUCAAACGACUACACGGGUCUCUGUUUAUAAAGAGAAUGUCCAUUCUCAGAAUUCACCGUUUUCCUCAGAACUAGAAAUAGCUCAUCCACUGCCUAAAAAUGCAGCUACCUUCCCAGCUCCAGGGGCUGCUGCUGCUUCUCUGCCUGACACCUCUGYUCCUCUGAAACCUGCAGUUCUUCUACCGACCAGUACUUCAGUGAGACCCUCUGCGACUUUCCAACCAUGGGUGGUCACCACAGCUCCACCUGUAACCACUGUCACCUCUCAGCAGACCAGAGCCCCCAUUUCUACMGUUUUUACACAUGCCAUGGUUACACCUCAAGUUAAAACUACAGUAGCGGUUCCAAUUACCAUCUUUCAAGCAUCUACAGACUUGACAGGCACCUCAGAAACUGUACCCUUUAGAGAAAUGCUGACUUCAAACAUAAGGUCUGGGCAUAAAUCUGCUACAYUUUCUUUGUCAAAUGUGGAGUCUUCUGCUACAAAUAAAACUGCUUUUCAGGACAAUGGGAAGGCCAGCGUAGGUGGUUCAUCACUAAGCAGAGUUCCAGAAAGCCCAUAUAGCCUUCCAUUUGAAAAGUGGCUCCUCAUGGGUACCCURCUCUUUGGUGUUCUGUUCCUGGUGAUAGGCCUCAUCAUCUUGGGCAGGAUGCUCUCAGAAUCCCUCCGCAGGAAACGGUACUCAAGACUUGAUUACUUGAUCAAUGGAAUCUACGUUGACAUCUAAAGGCAAAAGUAGCUAUCUCUUGAUUAUUUAGUAAUUGGAAGCCAAAUGCAGUGAAUUUCUGCUGACUUGCUGGUCUCAAUAGGAGAUUGUAUUCUGAAUACUAGAAAAUGUCCCUUACCAAUUUCUUUUUGCUUGUUUUUUUUUUUUUUUUGAGAAGGAAGGAGAAAAGAAACCAAAUUAGCUAAUUUGAAUGAUCUGUCUCUAAAAUACUGACUGAAAAUAAAGCUCUACCUAAAGUAAUAAAGUGUGAUUGCCAUAUAAAUUGGGAAAUUCAGCUGGCUUUUUGCAAKGAAUAAAGGUUAGGAUGUCUAGAUUCCAAUUUGUUAAUAUUUCUGGUUCCAGAUAAAGUCGACUGUUUAUGAUAUUAGUUUUAAUGGAUUUGAUUUUCUUUUUAUAUGAAUUCCAAUAAAACUUAUUCCAGAUGUAUUUCCUUCCAAUUAAAUAUUUGAAUAAAUCUUUUGUUACUCGGUAAUGUUCUCGUAAGUGACAUGUCCAGCUGGAUAACUUUCAGUUUAUUCCCACCAGCAAUAUGAUGAAAUGAUGAAAAUAUGUGUUCCAAGUUAAAAUGACAAAUCCUUCUUUUCCCGUCAAGGAGCAAAGAGGUUCCUCUGGGAAACUUUUAGCAGAAUAUCAGCCUAU